Choloepus didactylus (southern two-toed sloth) is the source of this 1983-nucleotide messenger RNA. RefSeq names its product RB-associated KRAB zinc finger protein-like. Gene Ontology annotation, biological process: regulation of transcription by RNA polymerase II. The record is from RefSeq and is a predicted model, not a curated record. NCBI's taxonomy places the organism in Eukaryota, Metazoa, Chordata, Mammalia, Pilosa, Megalonychidae. Gene Ontology annotation, molecular function: RNA polymerase II cis-regulatory region sequence-specific DNA binding; DNA-binding transcription factor activity, RNA polymerase II-specific.
AUGGAGAAAUCCCAGGUGUCAGUGUCAUUCAUGGAUGUGGCUGUGGACUUCACCCAGGAGGAGUGGCAGCAACUGGAUGCUGAUGAAAAGAUAACAUACAAGGAUGUGAUGCUGGAGAACUACAGCAACCUCAUUUGGUACGAUAUUACCAAACCAGAUGUGAUCAUCAAGUUGGAGCAAGGAGAAGAGCCAUGGAUAGUAGAAGGUGAAUUCCCAUGUCAGAGCUGUCCAGAAGAAGUCUGGAAAGGUGGUGACUUGAUAGAGAGAUUCCAAGAAAAUGAAGACAAACAUUCAAGUCAAGCUCUAUUUCUCAACAGCAAAACCCUGAUUGAAGAAGGAGAGAAUGCAUCUGCCAAAACUUAUAAUGUGGAACCAAACUUUGUUACUUCAAGCAUAAUAACUCAUAAUUGUGUUUCAUGUGGAAAGAGUUUAGAAUCUAUUUCAGAGUUAAUUAUUAGUGAUGGAAGCUAUGCAAGAAAGCAACCUGAUGAAUGUGUUGAAUGUGAGAAAACACAUCAUGGAGAGAAACCCUAUGAAUUUAUUCAAAAUGGGGAAGGCUAUUCACAAAAUGAUGAAAGUAUUCUUGAGAAAAUUACUAUUUUAGAGGAACCCUUUGAAUAUAAUAAAUGCAUGGAAACCUUUGAAAAUGAAGCUGUUUUCAUUACUCAUAAAAGAGCUUAUAUGGGGGAAAAGCACUAUGAGUGGAAUGAUUCUGGACCAGACUUCAUCCAAAUGUCAAAUUUCAGUGUAUAUCAGAGAUCACAAGUGGACAUGAAGCCCUAUGAAUGCAGUGAAUGUGGAAAAUCCUUCUGUAAAAAGUCAAAAUUCAUUAUACAUCAGAGGGCUCAUACAGGGGAGAAACCUUACGAAUGUAAUGUAUGUGGGAAAUCCUUCAGCCAAAAGGGAACCCUCACUGUACAUCAGAGAUCACACUUAGAAGAGAAGCCUUAUAAGUGUAAUGAAUGUGGGAAAACCUUCUGUCAGAAGUUACAUCUCACUCAACAUCAGAGAACUCAUUCAGGAGAGAAACCCUAUGAAUGUAGUGAAUGUGGAAAAACUUUUCGCCAAAAGACACAUCUCACCCUACACCAGAGAAAUCAUUCAGGAGAAAGGCCCUACCCAUGUAAUGAAUGUGGGAAAUCCUUCUCCUGUAAGUCAGCCUUCAGUGACCAUCAGAGAACACACAUGGGAGAGAAACUUCAUAAAUGUAAUGAUUGUGGGAAAUCUUACUACCGGAAAUCUACCCUUAUUACACAUCAGAGAACACAUACAGGAGAGAAACCUUAUCAAUGUAGUGAAUGUGGAAAAUUCUUUUCUUGGGUAUCAUACCUCACUAUACAUUAUAGAAGUCAUUUAGAAGAGAAACCCUAUGAAUGUAAUGAAUGUGGCAAAACCUUCAAUUUAAAUUCAGCCUUCAUCAGACAUCGGAAAUUACACACAGAAGAGAAGUCCCAUGAAUGCAGUGAAUGUGGAAAUUUCUCUCAAUUUUCAUAUCUCACUAAUCAUCAAACAACUGACUUAGGAGAGAAACCCUAUGAAUGUACUGAAUGUGGGAAAACCUUCCUUGAAAAUUCAGGCUUCGGUGGACAUCAGUCACUUCCAAAAGCAGAGAAAUCCUAUGAAUGUAAUAUAUGUGGAAAAUUAUUCUCUGAGUUGUCGUACUACACUCUACAUUACAGAAGUCAUUCCGAAGAGAAACCAUAUGAAUGUAAUGAAUGUGGGAAAACCUUCUCCCAUAAUUCAUCCCUGUUUAGACAUCAGAGAGUACACACAGGAGAGAAACCCUAUGAAUGUAAUGAGUGUGGAAAAGUCUUUUCUCAGAAGUCAUAUCUCACUGUACGUUAUAGAACUCAUUCAGGAGAGAAACCUUAUGAAUGUAAUGAAUGUGGGAAAAAAUUCCAUCAUGGGUCAGCCUUCAGUAGCCAUCAGAGAAUUCAUAGAAGAGGGAAUAUGAAUGUAUUAGAUGUGGAGAGUCUCCUCUGA